Cornus florida is the source of this 1173-nucleotide messenger RNA. RefSeq lists its product as uncharacterized. The record is from RefSeq and is a predicted model, not a curated record. Gene Ontology annotation, molecular function: RNA-DNA hybrid ribonuclease activity; nucleic acid binding. The transcript has a single exon. NCBI's taxonomy places the organism in Eukaryota, Viridiplantae, Streptophyta, Magnoliopsida, Cornales, Cornaceae. Gene Ontology annotation, biological process: DNA integration. The coding region runs from base 1 to 1173 and encodes 390 amino acids.
AUGGGCCCAGAAAUAGUCUGGGACUUGUUCGUGGAUGGGUCAUCUACUGCUCAGGCUAGCGGAGCCGGGCUUGCUCUUGUCUCCCUAGAGGGAGAAAAUAUACAGUACGCACUUCGGUUUGGUUUCAAAGCAACCAACAACGAAGCAGAGUAUGAAGCCUUGAUAGCAGGAUUAAAAGUGGCAAAUGCCCUAGGGGUUGAGCAAUUAAAGGUGUACACCGACUCCCAGCUGGUCGCUGGACAAGUUCAAGCGGAAUAUGAGGCACGAGACGAGAAGAUGAAGAGUUAUCUACAAAAGGUGAAGGAAUUAAAGAAUCACUUCCAAAGAUUCUUAAUUCAUCAAAUACCACGAGAAGAGAAUGGGAAAGCAGACGCUUUAGCCCGGCUAGCUACUGCAUUAGAACCUGAGAUCAAUAAGAAUAUACCACUGGAAUAUUUGGAUGAACUAUCUAUAUCUCAGGAGAGACAAAUUGAAGUGCAACAAGCGAUAUUGAGUGUGGAAUGGGCAGAUCCUAUCAUCAGAUAUAUCAAGGAUGGGGUGCUACCAACAGACCGAGUAGAAGCUCAAAAGGUCAAGAUACGGGCAGCUAGGUAUACGCUUAUCAAAGGGGUGUUCUACAAGAGAAGCUUCUCCAUGCCGUAUUUACGAUGCGUUUCUAGCGAGGAAGCUGACUACAUUUUGAGGGAGAUCCACCUAGGAGUUUGUGGAAACCAUGCUCGGGGUAGGUCACUUGCCAACAAGGCCAUCCGACAAGGAUACUAUUGGCCCACCAUGCAGAAAGAUGCACUUGACUUCGUUAAAAAGUGCGACAAGUGUCAACGAUUUGCCAACACCCCGAGACAACCGCCAGAGGAGAUGACUCCCAUGUCAGGACCAUGGCCAUUUGCUCAAUGGGGAAUGGACUUGAUUGGCCCUCUCGUCAAAGGCAAAGGGCAGACUAAGUAUGCCAUUGUUAUGGUUGAUUACUUCACUAAAUGGGUAGAAGCUAAGCCUCUGGCCAAGAUCACAGAGAACAAUAUAAGGAAGUUUGUUUGGAAAUCAAUAGUUUGCAGAUUUGGGAUUCCUAGAAUGAUUGUCACAUACAAUGCAAAACAGUUUGAUAACUCUGACUUCAAAAAUUUUUGUUCCGAGCUCGGGAUUCAAAUUCAUUUCUCAUCGCCAGGACAUCCCUAG